Messenger RNA from Suillus paluster, 1248 nucleotides. RefSeq lists its product as uncharacterized. The coding region runs from base 1 to 1248 and encodes 415 amino acids. The transcript has 5 exons. NCBI's taxonomy places the organism in Eukaryota, Fungi, Basidiomycota, Agaricomycetes, Boletales, Suillaceae. The record is from RefSeq and is a predicted model, not a curated record.
AUGACUCAAUCCAUUAUUGCACUUACAGAGGAAAUGGAUCCUGACCUGGUGCCGCCGCCUCUAGCUCAAAGGCAAGAUAGAGCCGCCUCUGGGACCAAGAGGAAGACUCUCCAUGACAAUGUCCCUGAAUUCUCUGAUUGUAGUGAUGACUUGAUGUCGCCAGUGGACGUUAUUGAAGCACUCGACAGCGACAAGGACUCAGAGAUUAUGGAUGUUGAUGAAUUUGAGGCAGUGGUCAUGAAGCAGCCAGUCAAAGCCAAAGUGAAGACAUCAGUCGCUACCACAUCUAGCAAGGCCCCCCCUUCGAAGAAAGUAAAAGCCGAGAAGGAGCAGACAGCAACCAUGGUGCUAAAGAGCGACGGCAUCUGGGUGGAAUCUGUGUUGAAGGCAUGCUCAACAUAUCUGAACACUGACCUUCCUCCUGCUUGCCAUGAAGACACCAAGUGGGGUCGCAUUUUUGUACCGACCAUUUUUCUCUGGCUGGGUGCGCAAGAAGAGCCUUGGACAAUCCCUGACAAGAACCUUCUUCAUGCAUGCCGUGAAAUAUUCAAGGUUGUCUAUCCAAGCAUCAAGUACCAGGUUGUGACGUCUGGUUCAGUUUUCGGUGUUGUCACCCAACACGUCAGUGAAUGGUGCAGCAAUUUCGGAUCUACUGCGUUUGCCAUCGUCGUUGCUUUUUGCACCUCAAACAGAGAUACCUCUGCAAAGGAGCUCUCAACCCUCUUCCUUCGACAAUAUGCGUUCCUGUACCCGAAUCCUGACAAAAUUAAUAAAGAUGAAACCUUCCAUUCAGCCUUCAUUCUGGAGCUUCUCACUACUGCCCAUCUCUCUCGCAUGCUUGGGCACGCUGAUGUUCCCACUCUCAAUACUGAUAAUCUAGCUCAGGGUGGCUUUGUUGGAGCUCUUGGAUUAUGUGCUGUCUCGCUCGAACGUGCAUUUUCUCUACUCAGCGACAAUGCUGUCAGCAUCGAAAAUUUGAAGGACGCAAACAUGCCAACCACAGCACGGAAGACUCGUUUCAAGACACCAAAGACACUCAACAAGGCUACUGGCAAGGAGAUGGGAACAGAGCAUGCAUUCUCAGUCAUUAAAUGGGGGAUGAAAACUGCCGCAUUUGUUCGGGCAGCAAAAAAGAAGGGCCUGGAAGCAACACGCCUGAUGGCAUCCAUGGCAUACAAGCACCUGAAGAAGCCUGGUGCCAGCAUCGACUCAGACAACGAAAUGGAUGACCGUGAAGAUGUCUGGUAA